This is a messenger RNA of Drosophila novamexicana, 2777 nucleotides long. Its product is annotated as zinc finger protein 436. The coding region runs from base 206 to 1918 and encodes 570 amino acids. Gene Ontology annotation, molecular function: zinc ion binding; DNA-binding transcription factor activity; RNA polymerase II cis-regulatory region sequence-specific DNA binding. The record is from RefSeq and is a predicted model, not a curated record. Gene Ontology annotation, biological process: regulation of transcription by RNA polymerase II. The transcript is spliced from 2 exons. NCBI's taxonomy places the organism in Eukaryota, Metazoa, Arthropoda, Insecta, Diptera, Drosophilidae. Gene Ontology annotation, cellular component: nucleus.
CGAACGAGACUGUGUGACUGUGCAUAUGCCAAUACAACUUGUGUGUGUUUUUUUUUUAACUCGAGCCAACAGUACACGCGAAUGGCAAAUAGAAAAGAAGUUGCGCAUUAAAAUCGGCGCUAUACAUUUGCAGUUGUAAACAGUGGCAACUGCAACUGCGGGCAAAAAACGCAAACGAACGAUAUAUUUACACAGCCAAGCAAAAAUGAUGAGCGGCAGCAAAUCAGGCGUGGUGCUUAACUGCCGCACAUGCACCCGUGCAUGUAAACAAUAUAAAUCGCUGCAAGACGAAAUUGAGAUCGGCCCUGAGGGCAGCACCACGCUCGCCAACAUGCUGCACUAUUGCUCCAGUCUUUCGUUCGAGCCGCAGGAUGGCGCUGCAAUGCCGCAACACAUAUGCAUGCAUUGCCUGCAGUUGCUGGAGCAGGCAUUCAAUUUCAAGCGCAUGGUCAUCGAUUCCGAUGAGCUGCUACGCCUGGGCCUCGAGGAAGUUGAUAACAAUAACGCCAAUCUGAACGCCAAUAACCAGGAGUAUGUAAUGAUCGAGCUGCUUAGCGACGAGGCCGAGGCCCAACAGUCUGCGGAUAAAACGGGCUCCAGUUCGCAAGAUGUUUCCGCACUCGUUGAGGCCUACAAUGAUCAAGAACAAGAGCAAGAUGAGUUUGUCGUCGAAGAUGUGAGCGCGGAUACUGAGGCAGAGAUUGGUGCGGAGUUAGAAGCGGAGGAUGCACUCGAACCGCUUAACGACUUCCAAACGACUGACAUUGAGUAUGUGACGAUCAAAAGUGAAUAUGACUCGCAGGUGGAAGACGACGAUGAUAUCGAGGUUAUGGACUCGCCGCGUCUCGAAACGGUCAGUGAACAAAUGCAAAUCCAAAUGCUCGAUGACCAAAUGGUCAUCAUGUCUGGUGAGGAGCCCAUCGAUGAGGUAAUUGGCGAAGUCGAGGGCGACGAUAUACUGGACAUGGAGCGCGAGGAGCAUUUGCUGACUGGCGAUAGCGAGGGUGAGGAUUUUCUGGACGACUCAAUGGACGGCUCUGCCUCGAAUCAGGUAGCCGCCGGACCUGGCGGCGAAGUGCUACCACAUGUUUGUCAUGUCUGCAACAAGGCAUUCCGUCAACAGUGCCGUCUCAAUCAACAUAUGCGCUCCCAUGUGGACGAGAAGCUGUACACUUGCGAGAUGUGCGGUAAGAAGCUGAAGCACUUGCGCAACUACAAAGAGCACAUGCUGACCCACACAAAUGCUAAGCCACAUCAGUGCUUGGUCUGUGCACGCUUUUAUCGCACCACAUCCAGUCUGGCUGCCCACAUGCGCACCCACGCCGAGGACAAGCCAUUCAAGUGCGAUCAGUGCGGGCGCAGCUAUGCGGCCUUUGAUCAUCUGCGUCGUCACAAGCUGACACACACCGGCGAGCGUCCCUAUGCGUGUGAUUUGUGUGAUAAGGCCUACUACGAUUCGUCGUCGCUGCGCCAGCACAAGAUCAGCCAUACGGGCGAGAAGGCGUUCACCUGCGAAAUCUGCGGCGUUGGCCUCUCACAAAAAUCCGGCUAUAAGAAGCACAUGCUUGUGCAUUCCGGGGAAAAGCCGCACAAAUGUCACAUCUGCGGACGUGCCUUUACCUUCACCAGCAACCUGAAUGCCCAUGUGCGCCUGCACUCCGGUGAGAAGCCAUUCAAGUGCGACAAAUGCAUGAAGGCAUUCCCCACCAAAAAGCGCCUAAACAGCCAUAUGCGUGUCCACAACAAGGAAGCACCAGUUACUGCAACCAGCAAUCCCAUCGCCACCAAUACUGGCACCAUCGGCUCUAUGCAUGGCCAGCGCGUAGCGGUGGUGGCGGCCGGCCGUCGCACAGCCAUGAACAUGCCCGACGUAAUGGAUCAGCAGGUUUCCACCUCCAAAGUAGUUGUGGUGCUCUAAAUAUCGUACUGACUAAGCUUAGUUUUAACUUGUAUCACAUCAAAAUCUACACCUACCUAUGUAUAUAGUUAUAGAUAUACAUACGUACAUACACAGGCAUGUCCAUCUAUCGCUAUUUCAUCACAAAGCUUGCGAUUCCCUGGUCCAGUAAAUGAGCUUUACUGAUCCUGCAAAGAAUCGCAGACUCAAAAGAAAUAACCUGACACACGCAUACAGAUGUUCAUAAAUUUCAAGUAAUCAGGUUUCAAUAGUUUUAUCGUAAUGAUAUAUUUAAAUAUGCCCGUUUUGGGGUGUUUUUUUUUUUAUUUUUUGUUUUUGAAAAUUUGUAAUGUAGUUUUUGGAUUGUUAAAAGGAAGAUAUAUGUGAUUUGUUAGCCAUUCCUCAGCUAAAAAAAUGUUAAUUUGGUAAAAGUCACAGCUUUAAUCCGGGUUGAUACUUCACAUAUAUUAAAAAGGCUGUAAUUAGUUGUACUUUGACAGGAUGUGUAUGUAUAAAAACUGAAAACCUUAAAAAACCAAUAAAAAAAAUUUUAAAAAUUCACAUUUGCGCCGCAAUAAAAUCCGAUCAGUCUAUCAACUUUUGCAUUAUAAGAAAGUAUCUACAACUGGCAUGCAGCUAAGAUACGUUCCCUAAUCCUGGUCAUAAACAGAAGAAGCUUUAAAAACAACAAAUAUAUGCUAAGUACAAAAUGUAGCCUGUGCUGCUCUAGAAACUGCUGAAAAUGAUCUUAUACACUGUUCAUCGGACAUCUCGGAGUUUGUCAGUGAUCUAAUCUAAUUCGUAAAAUAGAAAUAGAAUAGCAUAGAAGUUAAAUAAUAAACAUAAAAUUUAAGAUGAAAAUGCGCAAAUUGCCAAAUAU